AUGAAGCUAUCGACACUGUAUGGGUCACCUCUUGGACUUGCUCAAGAAAAUGGUGACUUGGGAGCCAGCGGACAAGCGUCAUUCAAUAUCGUGAUUCCGGCAGUUUGUCCAAAAGCAAACCUGGCGAACUUGGAGUUGAAAAGAGCGGGCCGUUCAAUACCAGACAGAAUCCAUUCGCUGUCAACUUGUGCAUUGGAACAUAAUCCACGUUCCACAGCAGAUAGAAGCCCGCCGAGCCGAGCUCAUAAACCACGGCCCAUCAUCAUUCUCCUACCGUCGUCCUCAUCAAAGAGAUCAGUACCGAUGCGGCCCUCGUCGGUCCUGAAAAUGGCCUCGGCCUCGGUCCCGAAGGGGAGCGGCCUCCGCCCCGCGCCGAUGGCCCUGCUGCCGCCCAUCCCUCUGUACCGCCGUCUGUUCCGCGCACACCGCAAGCACCUGCCCUCCGAGAUGCGGGUGCUGGGCGACGAGUAUAUCAAGGCCGAGUUCCGCGCGCACCGCAACGUCGACAACCCGGCGCACCUGAUCGGUUUCCUCACCGAGUGGCAACUGUACGCCCAAAAGAUUGAGGGCGACCAAUGGCGCGGGGAGAAGAUUGACCCCGUCAAGGUUGCUAAGAUGAGCGAUGAGCAGAUCGGCCAGCUGUAUGAGUUGAUGAAGGCGAUUCGCGAGAGGCGCGAGCGGGGCGACACGGAAGAAGAGUCAUGAUGCUACCUGAUAUUGUUUUGUGUUGCUUUGGAAUAUUGGGCAUUGAUGACUUACUCACAUCAACAAUCUUCAUCGGCGUGGUUCGGAAUUAGGAACCAGGCGCAAUAAAAUCUUACCUCGGGGCACAUGGAUAGAGAGAGAAGAAGAGAGAGAGGAGAACCUGGGUGGAGUGUACAGUAUCAAUGAAGGGUGUUUGAUUACACAAGUACAGUUUCGUGAGGGCGUCUAGCUAGAAUGUAAAACCACCAGACCCGUCUACAUCUAUAUCCACAUCUACAUCCAAUUCGAAUUUCAUCCG
Molecule: messenger RNA, 1003 nt
Organism: Colletotrichum destructivum
Lineage: Eukaryota; Fungi; Ascomycota; Sordariomycetes; Glomerellales; Glomerellaceae
Product: Putative succinate dehydrogenase assembly factor 3
Exons: 3
Coding region: 1-705 (234 amino acids)
Biological process (GO): succinate metabolic process; mitochondrial respiratory chain complex II assembly
Cellular component (GO): mitochondrion; mitochondrial intermembrane space
Source: RefSeq, a predicted model, not a curated record